This is a messenger RNA of Striga hermonthica, 486 nucleotides long. The record is from the annotation of a GenBank genome assembly. NCBI's taxonomy places the organism in Eukaryota, Viridiplantae, Streptophyta, Magnoliopsida, Lamiales, Orobanchaceae.
AUGCUUCUCAAAUAUAGGCCUGAAGACAGGGUUCAGAAGAAAGAACGUCUUUUGAAAAGAGCUCAAGCUGAGGCUGAAGGAAAAACUCCAGAACUGAAGAAACCCAUUGUGGUUAAGUAUGGCCUUAACCAUAACAAAGCUCAGUUGGUGGUUAUUGCACAUGAUGUUGAUCCAAUUGAGUUGGUUGUCUGGCUUCCAGCUUUGUGCCGGAAGAUGGAGAUCCCGUACUGUAUUGUGAAGGGGAAAGCUAUGCUGGGCACUAUUGUUCACAAGAAGACUGCCUCUGUUUUAUGCUUGACCUCGGUUAAGAAUGAAGAUAAGUUAGAGUUCAGCAAGAUUCUGGAGGCCAUCAAGGCUAAUUUCAAUGAUAAGUACGAUGAGUUGCGUAAGAAAUGGGGCGGUGGUGUCAUGGGAUCCAAGUCUCAGGCCAAAACAAAGGCUAAGGAGAGGCUUCUUGCAAAGGAGGCUGCACAGCUAUUGACUUGA